UGUCUUACCAUGCGCUGAACAAAUCUGAGCAUCAGGUGCUAAGCCCUGGGGAAGAUGUCUGCUUGCAAUGCCUUCACUGAGCACGUCUGGAAACCCGGUGAAUGUAAAAACUGCUUCAAGCCAAAAAGUUUGCACCAACUGCCUCCGGCCUCUGAGAAACCUCCCAUUUCAAACGCAAAUCUGAAAACCAAUGCAAACAGCCAGCGCGCUAAGAACACGGGAAGCUUCCGUCCUCCCGUGGCCAAGAAACCGACUAUAGCUGUGAAACCCACCAUGAUGACGAUAGACGGACAGGGCGUCUGUGGCGAGGUCAGCCCGCAAGACCUCUGUGAGAACAAGCCGGCGGUUGUAGGGUGGAACCAAAACAGGACAGUCUUGAACAAAAAACCACUGAAUAAUAACAAUGGAGAAGAGAUAGAAGUUUAUAGCCAAGUUCAUAGACCUUAUGGGAACACUGAUGGUGUUGGGAAGGCUCCAAAUAACAGUAAUGGACUGACCGAAGUGUUGAAAGAGAUUGCAGGCUUGGAGACCACCUCUCUCCUAACAGGAAGCGAAAUGAAUUCAAGGGACGCAUUCUUGGGAAGAAUUAACAAUUGCUAUAAGAAGUCGCUGGAGAGAAAGAUCCCUCCAAGCUGCAUGAUGGGUGGGAUGAAGGACCCCCACAAUAAGCACGUUGUUCUGAGCGGGAGCACUGAUGUGAUAAGUAACGAAGGUGGCCGUUUCUGUUACCCGGAAUUCUCCAGCGGGGACGAGAGUGAGGACGACAUGUUUUUCGGCCACAUGCAAGAAGACCACGAAAGUUGGGAUGAAAGUGACGAGGAGCUGCUGGCGAUGGAGAUCCGCAUGAGAGGACAGCCACGCUUUGCUAAUUUCAGAGCUAACACUCUGUCCCCUGUCCGGUUUUGUGUUGACAAAAAAUGGAACACGGUGCCUUUGAGGAACAAGUCUCUCCAGAGGUUUUGUGCCGUAGACUACGACGAUAGCUAUGAUGAAAUAUUGAAUGGUUACGGAGAAGACCCCAUGAUCCUUUAUGGGCCAGAAAGCGUGCAGAGCAUGGUAUCCUCCAAUUCCACAUCUCCUGAUUCUUCUUUGACCGAAGAGUCUCGUUCUGGGACAACCAGCAGUUCUUCUCAAAAGCUCUGCAACGGUGGAUUGUCUCCCAGUACUCCUAAGGAUAUCAAAUUACUUGAAGAGGGAUAUGAAAGUUUUGGUGACGAUCAGCAGGUAAAAGGGACAGCCAAAAGCCCUCAGAAUGCCACAAAGGUUUUGGAGACUCACAAGGCUGUGCUCGCCCUUAGACUGGAAGAAAAAGACGGUAAGAUCGCUGUCCAAAGCGACAAGCAAGAAUGCAGUAGUCCUUCCAAUAAGCCUGGUCAAGCAGUGAGUUCAAGUAUUCCCCCUGUUGAAGAGCAAGCGAAACCUUACAGGGUAGUGAACAUGGAACAACCAGUGUGCAAGCCAUACACUAUAGUUGAUGUGUCAGCAGCCAUGAAACAUGAAUGUCUGGAGAAUCAGACCAGCAUAGAUACAAAAGUUACUCAGUCUCACCCAAGUCCCUCAGAUACGACAAGUCCAAAUGUUACGUCUCGGUCAGGAUCAUCCAGCCAGGUUAAUACAGAUCUUAAAAAAUCUAGCGCAGUACGAUACCAGGAAGUUUGGACUUCCAGUACUAGCCUACGUCAAAAGAUACCCAAAGUGGAACGAAUUGCUAAUACUCCGGGAUCUUCUGCACCUCCAAGGAAGAACAUCCACAAAUCUGCCCCUACUUCGCCUACAUCAACAAAUAUUUCUACAAAAACCAUCCCCGUAAAGUCCCCUAACCUGUCUGAAAUAAAAUUCAACAGUUACAAUAACGCUGGUAUGCCACCCUUCCCGAUUAUCAUCCAUGAUGAGCCAACGUACGCUAGAAGUUCCAAGAAUGCCAUCAAAGUUCCUAUCGUAAUAAAUCCAAAUGCAUAUGACAACUUAGCCAUCUAUAAAAGCUUUCUAGGGACUAGUGGAGAGCUCUCCGUUAAAGAUAAAACUACGAGCAUGAUAAGCCACACCUACGAAGAAAUAGAAACCGAAAACAAAGCGUCUGAAGCCAUAGCUGGCAAAUCUGAACUUUCCCAAGCCAAAGGGAUCACCAGUAGCACCGAGAGAAGGCUAGGUUCCGUGGCCCAGAAAGUUCAAGAGUUCAAUAGCUGUCUUGGUAAAGGUCAGACUUCACCGAAAUGUUCUGGCCACAGCUCCCCAACAAAAAUCCAAAGAACUGUUCAAGAGCCUGCAGCCAAACUAGAAGAAGCACAGGAGAUACUGGGCGUCGGCCGGGAAAACGCCUGCACAGUGCUGUCUCAGAUUGUGGCGUCUAUCCAGCCUCCGCUAUCACCCCCAGAAGUACCUCAAUCCGCACCCAAGUCUUGCAGCGUAGAAGAACUGUAUUCGCUGCCCCCCGAUGCAGACACAAGUAAAAGCAUCCCGGUGCGACCCAAAUCUCUCUUUACGGCGCAGUCCUGCCCCGAUGCCGAGGUAGUCAAACCCGCAGAAACGUCACAGAAGGAGACCCUGUCAAAGUCGCCGGCCACGCAGUCCUCAAAGCCCUUGGCCGUUCCCCCAAACGCCACAAGCCCCCAAAGCGAGCAGACUCCCCCGUUCCCCCCUCCGCGUUCUACAUCAUCGCCUUACCACGCCAGCAAAGUGUUGCAGAGGCAUUUCAGUAACUGGACCAAACCCAUGAGCCCUACCAGAUCUACAGAGGCCGAAUCGGUGUUGCAUUCAGAAGGCAGGCGCGCCGUUGACGCAAAACCCAAGCGGUGGAUAUCCUUUAAAAGCUUCUUUCGGCGCAGAAAGACUGAGGAUGAGGAAGAGAGAGAGAGGGAGAAGGGGAAACUAGUGGGUCUCGACGGAACCGUGAUUCACAUGCUCCCGCCCCCUCCUGUCCAACGCCACAAUUGGUUCAGUGAGUCCAAAACGGAUUCCAGCGAGAAACCAUCCAUUGUUUUUAUGUUUAAAUGUGAACAAGCCAAGCUUGAGGCAAGAAGCAAGACGGAGGUGGAGUCUGCAGUCGAUGAAGCUGAAACAAAAGGCAGGAGGGAAAGGGAGGGGUCUCCCGAGGUCUCCGAAGAAAACCAGAAGAGUCGUUCUUCUGCAUCUCAGCUUCUGCAGGAAACUAUCAGCUCCCCAGACCCCGGCGGAAUAAAUGCUUCACCCGAGUUCCGAGACAUGCUUAAAAGGUUCAAGAAGGCUCUGAGAGAAUUUCCUUUAAUGGGGAACUGUGUGAGUGAGUACAGUGGUCAAGUGCCUGAUGAGUCCACGUUGGAAAAUGAUGUGUCCCCUCGCAUUCCACGAUCUGUGUUUGAAAAGCGGGCAAGUGGCGGUAAUGCUCCGGCUGUUCCUCUGCCCCCUCCAGAAUUGCUGCAAGGGGAAGAUGAAAGAGAAGAACUGUCUGAUUCUUCUGACCUGAGUGCCUGCAGCGCUACAUACAGUAACCUGGGGCAAUCCAGAGCAGCUAUGAUUCCACCAAAACAACCGAGGCAACCAAAGGGUGCUUUGGACGACGCCAUCGCUUUCGGGGGAAUCUCCGACCCAGACGUGGCAGCUGCCUUGCAUCCGACGCCACCCCCACUGCCCAAGAAGACCAUUCUGAGAGCCCAGACGGAACCGCCCACAAGAGAGCUCCAGAAACAGGCCCUGGAGAGCAGCCUGUGUGUUAUGGCCAAUCCCACCUACGACAUUGACAGCCGCUGGGAAGCAGGCAGCGCCUGCUCUUCCCUCAGCUCAGAGCUCAAGGUCCUGGACGACGACUCGGGGGAUUCCUUAGACGGGCCUCCCAGAAGAGGACUGGCCGUCGCACCAGCAGCCAACAGCUUUGCCGGCCACACUGCUGCCAGCGUUAAGGACCAGUGUUCCAACAGCUCGGAGUCCCUGUCGGGGAGGCCCGCCGCCUCCGGCAAGCGCGGCAGGGCUGUUCAGAAGCCCCAGAGGCAAGCACUUUACCGAGGGAUCGAGAACAGGGACGAGGUGGUGAGCAAGAUCAGGAGCCUUCACACCGACUCCCUGAAGAAACUGUCUGCCAAGUGUGAGGACCUGUUCAUGGCCGGGCAGAAGGAUCAGCUUCGGUUCGGGCUGGACAGCUGGUCAGAUUUCAGGUUAACCAGUGACCGGCCUUGCUGUGAGGCGGGGGACGCUGUCUACUACCCAGCUUCGUACGCAAAAGAUCCGCUCAACAACUAUGCAGUCAAGAUUUGCAAGAGCAAAGCUAAAGAAUCCCAGCAGUAUUACCACAGCUUGGCCAUCCGCCAGAGCUUGGCUAUUCAUUUUAACAUACAGCAGGACUGUGGCCAUUUCUUAGCUGACGUGCCCGUGCGGCUCCUUCCAUGGGAGGAUCCCGACUCUCCAGAGGAUGAGGAAGAGGAGCAGGAAGGAGGAGAGCAGAGGGCCCGCGAGAGCUCCUCUGAGGCAGCAGCAUCCCGGAAAGGCGUCCCGAGCACCCAAGGGACCAUCAGCAAGCAGCGCAGCAGAGUCGUCGUCAUCACCCGCGAGGUUCCCUACCUGACAGUGUCCGACUUUGUGCGGGGGUCUUCCGAACGCCACGCGAGCAACCCGGACUUGUACGAACGGCAGGUGUGCUUCUUCCUCCUGCAGCUGUGCUCCGGCUUGGAGCACCUGAAGCCCUACCACAUCACGCACUGUGACCUGCGCCUGGAGAACCUCUUGCAGGUGGACUACAAACCUGGGGGUGGCCUCCUGGAUGCCGAGUGCAUGGAGCCCGACCCCAACGCCGCCUGCCCCGCCAGGCUGAUCGUGAGCAAUUUCUCUCAAGCCAAGCAAAAGAGCCAUACAGUCGACCCGGAAGUCCUCAGGGACCAAUCCCGCCUGGCCCCGGAGAUCAUCACGGCCACGCAGUAUAAAAAAUGCGAUGAGUUCCAGACGGGCAUCCUCAUCUACGAGAUGCUGCACCUUCCCAACCCCUUCGACGAGAAUCCAGAACUGAAGGAGAAAGAGUACACUCGCGCCGACCUGCCCCGGAUCCCUUGCCGCUCCCUCUACUCCCUGGGGCUUCAGCAGCUGGCAAACUGCCUGCUGAACCCCAACCCUUCGGAAAGGAUCCUUAUCUCCGAGGCCAAGGGGGUCCUCCAGUGUUUGCUUUGGGGUCCUCGGGAGGAUUUGUUUCAGACUCUCAACGCUUGCUGCCGACCGGCGCAGAGGGAGACGGUGCUCCAGAACUGGCUGGACAUCAAGCGGACGCUGCUGAUGAUCAAGUUUGCUGAAAAGUCUCUGGACAGGGAAUGUAAAGUCAGCCUCGAAGACUGGCUGUGUUGUCAGUAUCUGGCUUUCGCCACGACAGACUCGCUCGACCGUGUGGUGAAAAUCAUGCAGCGGCGCUAGCUGCCG
Molecule: messenger RNA, 5373 nt
Organism: Euleptes europaea (tarantolino)
Lineage: Eukaryota; Metazoa; Chordata; Lepidosauria; Squamata; Sphaerodactylidae
Gene: PEAK1
Product: pseudopodium enriched atypical kinase 1
Exons: 5
Coding region: 55-5367 (1770 amino acids)
Biological process (GO): protein phosphorylation
Cellular component (GO): focal adhesion; actin cytoskeleton
Molecular function (GO): ATP binding; protein kinase activity
Source: RefSeq, a predicted model, not a curated record